Spodoptera littoralis (African cotton leafworm) is the source of this 6687-nucleotide messenger RNA. The record is from the annotation of a GenBank genome assembly. Lineage: Eukaryota; Metazoa; Arthropoda; Insecta; Lepidoptera; Noctuidae.
AUGGUUUUACAAAAUACGGGAAAGUAUAGAGCAGACAGGGAGGAAUUCAAUAGAAAGGAUGCUGGUUCGUCUAAUGGACCCAGGGAGGAAUCUUCGGAGUCUCGCAUCCGUGUGGCUCUGGAGAAUGACAGGAUCGACUCGAAGUACGGUUUCGACAGAGUGCGUGAUGUUAAAGAACGCACUGGCUACUUGAUUAACAUGCAUACAGCUGAAAUUCUAGAUGAGGAUAAAAGAUUAGUAGCUGCAAUGGAUUACUACUUCAUAGAAAUGGAUGGGUCUCGUUUCAAAAUAUCUCUGACCUUCCAGCCUUACUUCUUAAUCCUGGCCCGCAAGGAGUGUGAGCAGGAAGUCAUACAGUUCCUUUCUAAGAGAUUUGCAGGAACUAUACACAAGAUAACUGUUAUUGAGAAAGAAGAUUUGGAUCUGUUAAACCACUUAUCUGGUUUGAAGCAGCGCUACAUAAAACUUUCAUUCAUGUCACAAAACGAAAUGAUGAAAGUUCGUAGAGAAAUAUUAACAGCUGUGAAUAAAAAUAAAGAAAGAGAAAAGAAAGAUCAGAUUUAUGCCGAGAUGUUAACGAAUGCUUUGACUAGUGCGGCGGCCAUUGAACAUGCCAAGAAAACUACUGAUCACAUGGAGAACAUUCUAGAUAUCAGAGAACACGAUGUGCCAUACCAUGUCAGAGUAUCAAUAGACAUGCAAAUCUUUUGCGGUACCUGGUAUACGGUCAAGAGCCGAGGGACAGAAACACCAGUCUUCACAAAACGGGAUGACAUUAUAGAGAGACCGGAUCCAAUAGUUUUGGCCUUUGACAUAGAAACAACGAAACUGCCAUUGAAGUUCCCGGAUUCCCAGACGGAUCAGAUUAUGAUGAUAUCAUACAUGAUUGAUGGUCAAGGAUAUUUGAUUACUAAUAGAGAGAUCAUUUCGGUAGAUGUUGAAGAUUUUGAGUAUACUCCUAAGCCGGAGUUUGAGGGGCAAUUUAUAGUAUUCAAUGAAGAAAAUGAGCUGGCUCUGAUACAAAAGUUCUUCGAUCACAUAAUGGAUGUUAAACCACAUAUCUUCGUAACUUACAACGGUGACUUCUUCGAUUGGCCGUUCGUGGAAGCGCGCGCGGCGGUUCUCGGUCUGGAUAUGAAACAAGAAAUUGGUUUUAGUAAAAUAGCGGCAAGAGAUGGUACAUACGCUUGUCGACCUGCUAUGCAUAUGGAUUGCUUGUGUUGGGUAAAGAGAGAUUCGUACCUGCCAGUGGGAUCACAAGGUUUGAAAGCCGUGGCUAAAGCAAAGUUAAGAUAUGAUCCCGUGGAGUUAGAUCCCGAAGAAAUGUGCAGGAUGGCGGCGGAACAACCGCAGGUGCUGUCAAAUUAUUCAGUAUCUGAUGCAGUGGCUACAUACUACUUGUACAUGAAAUAUGUCCACCCCUUCAUAUUUGCGCUCUGUACUAUCAUUCCAUUGGAACCUGAUGAGGUACUUCGCAAGGGAUCUGGCACUCUUUGCGAGUCUCUACUAAUGGUGCAAGCGUUCCACGCGAAUAUAGUAUUUCCUAACAAACAAGUUGAGGAGCUAAACAAACUGACUAACGACGGACAUGUACUGGAGACUGAGACAUAUGUAGGGGGACACGUGGAGGCACUCGAAUCUGGUGUAUUCAGAGCAGACAUUAAAUGCAAGUUUAAAAUAGUUCCAUCAGCGGUAGACAAACUGAUGGAAACUACUGAGAAAACAAUGAAACACGCCAUUGAAGUAGAGGAGGGGAUCCCAUUGGAUUUGGUCACGAAUUUCGAUGAAGUUUGUGCAGAAAUAAAGGCAAAGUUGCAACAUAUGAAGGAUCAUCCCAGGAGAGAUGAAAAUCCUUUGAUUUAUCACUUGGAUGUCGGCGCCAUGUAUCCUAAUAUUAUUUUGACUAACAGGUUGCAGCCGUCAGCGAUGGUGAACACAGGUAUAUGUGCGGUGUGUGACUACAACCGGCCCGGCGCGGACUGUCAGAGGCAUAUGGAGUGGAUGUGGCGAGGAGACUACUUGCCAGCAACGCGAAGUGAGUACCAACGCAUUCAGCAACAGCUGGAAACUGAGAAGUUCCCACCACUGCACCCUGGAGGACCCACUAGGGCUUUCCAUGCAUUACCCAAAGAAGAUCAGGCGGCGUAUGAGAAGAAGCGUCUAGCAGACUACUGCAGAGUGGCUUACAAGAAGACGAAGGUCACACGGACAGAAGUCAGAACCACCACUAUUUGUCAGAAAGAGAACUCAUUCUACGUCGACACUGUAAGAGCUUUCAGGGAUCGUCGUUACGAGUACAAAGCUUUAAACAAGCAAGCUAAGGCGAAGGUAGCGGAGGCGGUGGCGAGCGGCGACGCGGCAGAGAUCAAGUCUGCCAAGAGUCGGGAAGUACUCUACGACUCGCUACAACUCGCACACAAGUGUAUCUUGAACUCUUUCUAUGGAUAUGUCAUGAGGAGAGGUGCUCGCUGGCACAGCAUGGAGAUGGCCGGCAUAGUGUGCUACACCGGCGCCAACAUCAUCAUGAAGGCGAGGGAAAUCAUCGAACAAGUAGGAAGACCGCUGGAAUUGGAUACUGACGGUAUUUGGUGUAUCCUGCCGUCAUCGUUCCCUGAGAACGUGACGGUACUGACAACACAUGCGAAGAAGAAGAAAAUCAACGUGUCCUUCCCAAACGCGGUACUCAACGCUAUGGUCAAAGACCACUUCACGAACGACCAGUACUUCGAACUAGUGGACCCUGUAGAAAAGAAAUAUGAACAAAGGGCAGAAAACUCUAUAUUCUUUGAAGUGGAUGGUCCAUACUUGGCCAUGGUGUUGCCAGCUUCUAAAGAAGAAGGCAAGAAGCUGAAGAAAAGAUAUGCCGUGUUCAACUUUGACGGAUCAUUGGCCGAAUUAAAAGGUUUCGAAGUAAAACGUCGUGGAGAACUACAACUGAUCAAGAUCUUCCAAUCAUCAGUUUUCGAAGCCUUUCUAAAGGGGAAUGACUUAAAAUCCUGCUACAGUGCAGUCGCCAAAGUAGCUGACUAUUGGCUAGACGUGUUAUACAGUAAAGGCAGCAACAUGCCUGACUCGGAACUCUUCGAGCUGAUCUCUGAGAACAGAUCCAUGUCCAAAAAGCUUGAGGACUAUGGAGGUCAGAAGUCGACUUCUAUAUCCACUGCUAAAAGAUUGGCUGAGUUCCUCGGUGAUCAGAUGGUUAAAGAUGCUGGGUUGGCUUGCAGGUUCAUAAUAUCAAAAAAGCCGGAAGGUGCUCCAGUAACCGAGCGAGCGAUACCCCUGGCCAUCUUCCAGUCUCCAGCAGGAGUGAAGAGACACCACCUGCGAAGGUGGCUGAAGGACAAUAGCAUCACGGAGGAUAUAGACAUCAGGGACGUGCUGGACUGGGGCUACUAUAUAGAGAGGCUCAGCGGUGCCAUACAGAAGAUUAUUACUAUACCAGCCGCUAUGCAAGGCUUAGACAACCCAGUACCUCGCUGCCAGUACCCAGACUGGCUCCACAAGAAGAUGUUGGCCAAAACUGACAAGUUCAAGACUAGGAAGAUCACUGACAUGUUCAGCGUCCAGCCUAAACAGGUCAAGGAUGCGGCUGAUGAUGGAGAAGAACCGUCUACCAGUGCUGAUGGGAAUACGGCUAUAGACGUAGACAUUGAAGAUAUAGGGAAGAACAGCAGUGCAAAGGAUAAUACAGUUCGUCCAAUAGUGCACACGGUGAAACGGAAACGUGAGGAGUCACCGGUUAAGGAGGCACAGAACUGGAGGGAGGCGUUGGGACCACCACCUCCUUUUGGUAGUACUAAGGCUGAACGAAGGGCGUGGAUAUUGUUUCAAAAGAAGAAAUGGCUGUGGCAAAUGGAACAGCGUGGUCUUCGAAACCGCAAUAAGAGAGGCAAAUUGGACAAGGAUAUGAUGCCACCGCCAAAGGCCGGUCCAGCGACUACGCUAGGCGGAUUCAUUAGGAGAGCACAACGUACGUUGCUCAAUACACCCUGGCAAAUAAUACAGGUAGCAGAAACAGCAGAGCCCGGUCUAUUCAAAGUAUGGGCGCUAGUAGGCACGGAGUUACACCAGAUCAAGUUGACAGUGCCUCGUAUAUUCUACGUGAACCAGCGCGUCAGUCGGGCGACAGACAGCGGCCAGUACUGGCGCAAGUGUAACAGAAUAUUGCCGCGAGCACACCCUGUAUUACAUCUGUACCAGUACACCGUGCCUGAGAACUUGUAUAGAGAACAUCAGGAAGAGCUAACAUCCGAACUAUGUGCUCCAGAAAUCGAAGGUAUAUACGAAACGCAAAUGAGUCUCGAAUUCAGAGUACUCGUCCAACUCGGCUGUAUAUGCACUGUGGAUCCUCAAGAAGCUAGAAAGAUGAUACAAUUUGGUUCGAAUAACAUGGAUUCGUUUUCACUAAGUCAGCUUCAGUUCAAAAGCGUGGGUCUACAACCGUAUUUACAAAAACAGGACGGUGUGCCCCCAGUAAAACAUAUUUACUUAUACCAACACUCGGCUUUGAACUCAUCGCGCAGUAUGUGGGCAUUAAUACUACCGCCAGUGAAGCGAGCCUACAUAUACGUACUGGAUACUGUCAAAACCAACCAAGUUCCUAACAUGAGCACUCUGUACCUAGCUGAAAGGACUGCCAAAAUUAAUCUAGGAACAGAAGAAUCAUCCCUCCCUGGCUCUGAGUUGACGUGGGAGGUAGUAGUAGAAACAGAAGCGCGUGCAGUGAGCCGUCACUUACAGCGCGCGCUGCAGCGGUACAAGGACGAGCGUUGUGGACCCACCAUACUGGCUGUACAAGCUACACUAGCGUCGCAUCUACUCAUGCAACUUAUGCCGGGUUUAUCAGACUUCCCCAUCGUCCCGAUCCACGUGCGCGACGUAGAAACAUUGUACAGUGCACUGGAGUGGCAACGUAUCGGGGCGCGCGCCAUCGUCAGACACUAUCUGGGACUCGAGGCUGUACUACAACUCACUAUAGAACAAUGCAGAUACUUCCACGUGCCAAUAGGCAAUAUGCCGGCGGAUCCCACCUUAUUUGGCGCAGACUUAUUCUACGCGCGACAGCUCAUCAAACACAACUUCGUGCUCUGGUGCUCCAAUAGAGAUCUGCCGGACCUUGGGGGGCGAGAGACUGAUGAUAACAGAUUGGUAAGCGAAGUGGAGGAAUUGUCAGGGUGUGCGCAUAAAUGUAGCGGCGCAUAUAACUCGGUGUGCGUGUCGCUGGGGACCGACGCACUGGCCGUGUGCGCGCUGCUACAGGCCGGCGCAGUGCUCGUCAACGAGGGGACCUCGCUCGCCACCGCCUUCGGGGCGCAGCAUACUUCCAUACAGGACGCUAUUAAUCAUGCUGGACCGAAUGCAACGAUGACAUACGACGAAACAGCGCAGUGCAGCGCAGCGUUCAAGAUCCUCCGCACUAUGAUUGCGUCCUGGCUGCGUGACGUCACACAGUACAAGAAUGUCUUCGCUGACUUUCAGAUAUCACACUUUUACAGAUGGCUAAAGACUCCCUCCUCUUUACUCUACGACCCGGCCCUCCGCCGCACUCUGUACAACCUGAUGAAGAAGCUGUUCCUCAUGCUGGUGGCCGAGUUCAAGAGACUCGGCUCACACAUCGUGUAUGCAGAUUUCAACAAAAUCAUUAUUUGUACUAAGAAGAACACUGUUAUGGAUGGGAUUGGUUACGUAGAGUUCGUGGUACAGAGCAUCCGCAACAAGGAGUUGUUCCACGGCAUCGACAUACAGUACAAGCAAUGCUGGUCAUAUCUACUGUGGCUCGACGAGGCCAACUAUGCGGGGAUACAGGGUAAACUACCUGAAGGUUUGACUGAAGUCGGCUCGUCACAGGUGCCUACUGCCAGCGAAGAAAAUACUGGAGAUGAGGACGCAAUAACAAUGCAUUGGAACCUAGCGAACUUCCUCCCGGCCCCAGUACGGGAGCCGUUCGCGGCCGCAGUGGCUGGCUUCCUCAGCGCUGCAUACUCGCAACCGAAGGAACUGCCCGUCUUACUACGAGGGGAGAUCUCACAGAAACUGUUUCAAGUAACAGAAAAAAUAAACACGCGCUACCCGUUACUCCGUCCGUCUGACAUCGGUCCGCAGCCGGGACUGAAGCCGGACGCCUUCACAGACGAGUCCAAGCCCGCACUACUCUAUGUGAAUGCGAUCUGCAAAGUUUUCUCACUUGAUAACACGUUGGAUGAAGAGGUAACACUCCUCCGCCGCAAUCUACUACGUCUGAUAGGCGUGGGUGAGUUCAGUAGCAGCGCGGAGUGGCGCGAGGCGUGCUCGUCGUGUGUACUCACCGAGGUCAUCUGUAACGUGUGCAACCACUGCCGGGACCUCGACCUCUGCAGGGACACCAACACUGCUACACUCAAUGAUGUACCCGUGUGCCUAUGUCCCACAUGUGGCACUCCUUACGAGAAUCAGGAGCUAGAAUGGAAACUCGUCGAGAUUAUGAACAGACGAACCAUGUCCUAUAUUCUGCAAGAUUUAAUAUGUAAACGAUGUCAUCAGGUAAAACGCGAAAACAUGACAACGGUAUGCGAGUGUGCUGGCGAGUUUGCCCUAAUGGUGCCCACAAAGGAGGUCCAAUCACAAAUCCAUACCUUCAAGACAAUAGCGGAGUACUACAAGAUGCCUCUACUCUCAGAACUGAUUGAAUACCACCUUAGUAACACGUGA